Sporisorium graminicola is the source of this 4749-nucleotide messenger RNA. RefSeq lists its product as uncharacterized. NCBI's taxonomy places the organism in Eukaryota, Fungi, Basidiomycota, Ustilaginomycetes, Ustilaginales, Ustilaginaceae. Gene Ontology annotation, molecular function: RNA-directed RNA polymerase activity. The record is from RefSeq and is a predicted model, not a curated record. Gene Ontology annotation, biological process: siRNA processing. Bases 1 to 4749 code for a protein of 1582 amino acids. The transcript has a single exon. Gene Ontology annotation, cellular component: nuclear RNA-directed RNA polymerase complex.
AUGGAGGUCUUCUGCGGUUCAGUACCAAAACACCUCGACGCUGCCGCCAUCGAACGCUUCAUCUAUACGCUGGUUAAAAAGGAAUGUCACCUGACCACGGUCUCCGUCUCUGGGACUUCAAACGUGGCUCCAGUGUCAAUCAACAAAGGCUUCUACUUCCGGCGUAUCACAUCACAGCACACACACGACUUUGACUUCAUUACCUUCGCUUCUGUCCAUGUAGCUGAUUGGUUCAUUAGACAUGCACAGACCACCAGCUUUGUCCGAAACCAUGGCCUCAACAUAUGCGCGGGAAGGGAAACACCAUCCAAGACGUUCGUGGCUGCAAUUGCGGAGAACGCAACGGCGCAGCAGCCUUCGGCAAGUGCAUGGAAACAAGAUCAGGUCUUUCCCGUCUCGGGAGUGCUCAUCGGCCAUUGGGCAGCACACGAAAAGCUCAGCUACACAAACGCCCUCUCAAGCGAGCAUCUGUUUCUAGCCAUAGACGAACAAGGAGUCAUCUCACUCAAGGAGGGCUCCUGGUCCUCCCUUUCAUUCCUUCCGCGAGAUGUCCGAGCAUUCGGCCACGACAAGACAAACACACCCGCCACCUUCCUCUUUGAGGUCAAGCAGAAUCCACUACUUCGCGGAAAGCUCGAGCCCCACUCCCGGUUCUAUUUCAAUCUCCCAUCCAGACUGGUUCACGUCACACUUGGCUCGGACCGUCGUUCCCAGUCCUUCGCCAAGAUCCUUGCAGAGCUUCUCGAAGAACUUCUCAGCGACGCAGCACCUAUCGAAAAUUUGCGAUCGGUACAGAAGGUCAAGGACAACAAUGAGGCUUGGCUGGCUGCUUUCUUUGAAAAGAGCCUAACCCUCGGCAUGGAGCUGGCCUUUCUACGCGAGUCUCUCCUUCGCAAUGAGCUUGUCGGAACCUCAGCCCUCGCCAAGAUCAUUGACAAGCGUCUCGGCCUAAUGCUCACCAAGCGACAGGAUGCCCUCGCGUUGCGAGUACUCAAGAUCUUGGUGCCUAAACUCGAAGCAAGGCAAGAAAGGGGCAAGUCCGAGGAGCAGGUCCACCGCAUUACCGAAGAGCUUUGGUCUGAGGCUCGCAAAGAAGCUACAGCCAUCAGUGCCAACGGCUUGCUCACAUUCAUGGAGCCGUCUCUCAUGAAGGGCGACACUUUGCUGUCGCCUUUUUUCCACAUAGACCUAACUCCAACUCGUGUGUUGUUGUCAGGGCCCCACUGGCAUAUGUCGAACCGGGUCAUUAGGUCGUACCCAGGUCACUGGGACCGCUUUGCUCGGCUAUCCUUCACGAGCGAAAGCCGUGAGGGAGCUACUACGCCCAACUACAAAUUCGACGAUGCCGAGGAUUACAUCAAAGGGCGCGUGCUCGACAUCCUCAAAAAUGGCAUCACCGUGGCCGGUCGUAAGUUUGAACUGCUCGCAUGGUCAUCGUCAUCGAUGAGUUCGCACACCGUGUGGCUCAUCAGUCCAUUCACUGAUGCAAGCGGACGGCUUGUAGAUGCCAACUUUAUUCGAAGCAGUCUGGGCGACUUCCGGGAUGUAAUUCGCUCGCCUGCUCUCUACGGCGCUCGUCUAUCCCAAGCUUUUAGUGCGACGGCUACGACGGUCAAGAUCUCUAAAGAGCACAUGAAAAGGAUUGACGACAUUGUCACGGACAACGGACAAGUCCACACCGACGGUGUUGGCCAAAUUUCGUCCGCAUUGAUGGCCGAUGUGUGGGAGAGCUAUCUCGUGAACCAUGGCGAGUUCCGCAAGCGAAAGCUGUUGAAAGCAUCCGCGCCCUCUGCCAUUCAAAUUCGGUUGGGAGGCAGCAAAGGCAUGCUUUCACUCAACCCCAGAUUGACGGGCAAAGUGCUGUACAUCCGUCCUAGCAUGUCCAAGUUCAAGUCGGAGCAUCAAGACCUGGAAGUCGCAAACUCGUCCUCGCGCUGUUUGACAGCCAAGCUCAACCGCCCGCUCAUCAACGCUCUCGACGACCGCGGAGUGCACACGUCUACAUUCACCGCCAUCCAAGACGAGGCCAUCUCGCAAAUUGGUCGAGCCCGAAAUAACUUUGAUGAAACAGCAAAGCUGGUCUCUGCAUUCAGCUUUGGUACGGGCUGCAACCUUCGCAUUCUGUUUGAAAAGGUUCACAAGGUUGGACUUGGAGCUGCAAGCACCGAUCCCGAGAGCUUCUUCCUUGUGUUGGCGCAAGCGGUCACAGCAGCCGCCCUCGGUGACAUGAAGCGGAAAGCACGAAUCCCUGUUGCUGGAGUCACGUUGCUCGGAAUCGCGGAUGAAUUCCGGUUCCUCGCCGAAGGAGAGGUGUUUGUCCAGGUAGAAACAGUCGAGCUUGGCCAAGUGAGCCGCAGAAUCUUGACCGGACGGAAGCUCAUAGGACGGUCUCCCACCAUCGACCCCUCCGACAUCACAAUGGUCCAUUGCAAAAAGCCGCCACCAGGUCAUCCGUUACUGCAGCUGCGCAACGUCAUCGUUUUCAACACAUGCACACGGCUACAAACCUUGCCACGCCGCCUUGGUGGAGGAGACCUGGACGGCGACCUCUAUACCAUCUACGAGGACGAGCGACUCUUUCCUCCGACCCAACAGUCUCCUCAUGCCGUCUUUCACGACAAGGUCAAGCCUCUUGAGCUGCCUUGGGACUGCAGCGCGCACGAUCUUGCCGACUUCUUCGCAGACUUUAUGCUCAACGACUUCCUCGGAAUCGUGUCGUCGCUACAUUUGCGAAUCUCGGAUGCAAGCGAGGCUGGUGCUGAAGACCCACGCUGCAAGACGCUUGCCACGUUACACUCGCAGGCAACAGACUUUCGCAAGACCGGAGUUGCUGUAAGGAGAUCUCAGCUGCCACCUAUGUAUGAGCCGAUCGUUCCCGACUAUCUUGCGCAGUCCGAGAAGCGAGAGGGAAAGCUAGUCUACUCCAGCAAGCGAGCCCUCGGAUACCUGUACCGAUCGGUCAGCUGGGGCGAUACGGAUACUCCAAGCCUCGAUGGCAACACGGAUCCAGAGACCGGCCUCGCGCGUGUUAUUGACGAUGGAUGGAAUGGCGAAACUGGCGACGAGCAAGGAGACUCAUCUUACUCCGAUGUUGUGAGCGAGUUCAGUAGCCGCAUCGAGCAGCACCAGCAGAGUGUCUCGAGCUCUGUACACGCUACGAUGGGUGCUGGGACUGCACCUGCACUGUCAGCCACUAACUCCUGCACGGGAACAGCACAGGCGGCUUCGCAGGUAGAUGCACUGCCAUCCCUGGAUUCUAGGAUCUCCGGACUCGCCGCACCACCAUCAACUGACUCGCGACCUUCGAUGGCAACUGUGAACGUCGCUCCGUUCCGGUUUGCAGAUCACACGUUCCCGCAGUUCCUCGAGAGGAUCGGGUGGACGCAUCAACAUUUCUUAGCCACUUCAAUGGAUGAUGCUGACGCCAUUGCCGACGGAUAUCGCUAUAUCCCCGUUUUCUUCGAAUUCACCGGAGGCUUGCGGCGCUUAUCGCGCAGAACUGCAGCCUAUCACCCGAAUGCCGGGAAGCUCAAGAUCGGUGCUAAUGAAACCCGAGGCCCCAUGGAUGGUGCCUACCUCAUCUCAGAGGUGCAUCUCCUUACGGGCCGCCUGCCUUGGGCAAAAGUCUGCAGACGAACCAGGACGGACCGCGAUAACGACCUUCUGGACAGCAUGCAAAGCUUAAUCACCGUCCUGCGAAAGAACCUGUGUCGCGUUUCGGAAAAGUCUGCCUUUGGCAAAGCAAAGAGCAAUCGAGGCUCUGAGGAAACCAACAGUGCCGCCCCGGCUUCAAGUUCCAGUGACAGUGCUCACCAGGCUACAGCUUCAAGCAAGUCUAGCCGGAUGGUUGAAGCAGGGACCGCCGAGAAGCCCUACGAGGUCAAUUCGAGCGAGGAAGACGAUGGAUGUUCGGACGUCUUGACUGAACGUCGCUCGGUGACACCAAGACCACAGGUGCAAGGUAUGCCUUUAGCGCCUAUCGCAGAUAUCACUCGGGGUAACUUGAGCGACAUAAACACUCCUAAGAGCGGGCUCAAGAGGAAAGCAUCCCAAGUACUCGACGCUGAGAGGCAUUCUCGAUCAUACACGCCGACACGUUUGCGACUAGAGCCUGAGGUCUCUGAUCAGCAACAGCCUCCGGCAAAUGGAGCUGACCAUAAUGCCUCGACCUCCAAUGCUCUCCGGUCACCGGUCACGAUUGCAUCCCCGCCACAUGGCAACGAGGACAUGAUCCGAUUCGAUGACUUCGACGACACUGCGACCGUAGCAGGCAAUGAAGAAGAGGAGGAGGGAGACGAAGAAGGAGAGCUAACGGCGACAUCUGCUCAAAAGACCGUCGACUCGCUCUGGAAAGCCUGCUCGUUCUUUUGUUCGCCUGCGCGACCCCGGUACUCCAACGUGUACGGGUACAACACUUUCAUGAUCACUCUCACGCUGCAUCUGAUCUCCAUGAUCGAGACACUCAAGCACCUGCAUCGCAAUUCCGCUGGUAGACGGUAUUCCAAACAAUCAUCGAACAAGGGUAAAGCUAAAGCGCAGGAGACCGGCACUUCUGUCAAGACGGAGAGCGUUGACUCUGGUUUCGGAGACGAGUCGGGUGACACGGUACAAGCUGGUGUGGACGUAGAGGUAGGACACGGAGGAGGUGGCGAGGAUGACGAUGAAAAUUACAGCCUUACCGAAGAGGCCAUGAGGGCACUGAACUUAGGUGACAUGAUCGACUUCACCCAGCUCGGUUUCGAAGGAUAG